CAUACAGACGUGUGCUGUUGCAGUAUAGAAUCGCAGUUAGAGGAAUGUGAACUAAAGCGCCGUCCUGAAGAGGACUGAACCUUUGUAGCUUAUUCCCUACUAUCUGUGGAGAAAAGGACGACACCGACUGAAUUCCAAAGCCGGAGGAAUAAAUAGAAGAGAAAGUUUGAGACAUGUUGCAGUGCAGAGUGAAUUUCCUGGAUGAUACCUACUUUGUGUGGGAACUGGAGAGAAAUGCCCUGGGACAGGAUCUCUUCAACAAAGUUUGUGAACACCUUAACCUGUUGGAGAAGGAUUAUUAUGGUCUGGUCAUGUGGGAAUCUCCUACUACCAGGGUAUGGCUGGACUGUGCUAAAGAGAUCCGAAAACAGAUCAAAAGUCCAGAAACUGAAUUCUUUUUCAACAUCAAGUUUUACCCCCCUGAUCCCUCCAUUCUAGCUGAAGACAUUACAAGAUAUCUCCUGUGUCUUCAGCUGAGGAAAGAUAUUCUGAUUGGUCGACUGUCCUGUCCAUCAGACAUCCUGGCUCUGUUGGGUUCAUACACAGUUCAGUCAACACUUGGCGAUUAUGAUCCAAAUCUCCACCAGAACAACUAUGUCAGUGAAAUUGUUCUUGCACCCAAUCAGAGUGAAGAGCUGGAGAAGAGAAUAAUGGAGCUGCAUUCUACAUACAGAUUCAUGAGUCCUGCCCAGGCAGACAUGCUUUUCCUUGAGAAUGCCAUGGGGCUUCCGAUGUAUGGAGAAGACCUGCAUCCUGCCAAAGAUGUCAAUGGUGCAGACGUGCUGCUCGGUGUUUGCUCUGAAGGACUUAUGGUAUAUGAGGACGAGAUUAAAACAAACAUUUUCCUCUGGCCCAGAGUUCUUAAAAUCUCCCACAAACGCAGCACCUUUCUCCUGAAGAUGCGUCCUUCUGAGGAGGACGAGAUUGAAGGUACCAUCAGUUUCAGUUUGACCAGCUACCGAACCUGCAAACAACUGUGGAAAUGCUGUGUGGAACAUCAUAGUUUCUUCAGAAAUAGACUUCAAGACGCGAAAACAAAAAGGCUCCUGACUUUGGGUUCGAGGUUCCGUUACCAUGGACGCACUCAGUCUGAGUGUCUGGAAGCCAGCAACAACAUCACCCGAGCUCCUCCACGAUUCACACACUUUAUCAACGAGAGAAAAGGAAAUGAAGAACUUCUUGAUGUUUUAAAACAACCAGUUCGAACAGAGUUUGAUGACUGGUUUCAGGUCUAUGGUCCAGAUAAAUGGCGCAUUUCUACAUCAGAUGAUGUCAUGCUAGAAAGUGAGAAGAUGCCAGAGUGGAAGCAUCAACCCGAUGACUGGUGUGUCCUUCUUGACGGCACCCCAUUUUUACUGUUGGGUGCCCAGCAGCCCCUUCAGACUGAAGAACAGAGAGAAGAUGUGGAAGUUGGAGGUUCAGAGGAGAGACUCACAGAUGAGCUUGUGAUAAAGCAAUCAUAUAAAAUUCAGGUCAUCCAGGAGGGGUCUGACAUUAUUGAGAAAGAUUUUGAGUUAAAACAGGAAAUCAUGAAGCCUCUAAAGGAGACACUAAAGGAAGAAGUGCUAGAAGUCAAUGGAGAAAGAAUACAAAGGGCAGUAGUCACUAAAGAGUGGACACAGGAGUUCAGCUCUUUGGUGGAGUCACAAGAAGAUGUAGACAAAAAGAUAGAGAGAGUGGAGAUGGUGGAAAGACGUGUAAUAGUCACUAAAAACAAAAGACUGGGAUCUGAGGACACUUUUGAAACACUGGAAAUCAUGGAACAGAGAUUAGAAGAGGUGGAUGCUAUCAAGCAAAAGCUAGUAGAGGUGGAAGAGCUGAGGUUUGGAUUACAGGAAGUGGAAAGUUUGGAAAGAAGAUUGCAGCGAGUUGAAAAGGAGGAGCUUCAAAUAGCGGAGACAGAUGAUUGGCACGUUUUACUAGAUCGCAAGCCAUUUAUGCUCACUGCCACCCCUGCAGGAGGAGUUCAAGAAGAGUUGCAGCAGAUAGUAUACAGCCCUCAACCAAUGAAAAAAGAUGAUAAUUGGUACAUCCUGUUUGAUGUGCUUUCAAAAACCAUGGAAAUGUCGCACUCCCUUACAGACGUGAGAAGACUCACUCCUGAAGAAGAUCAGGGUGAAGAAGAGAAGAUAGAGGUAGAAAGAAAAAUACAGCAAGAGUUGGUGGCACCAGAGAAGACAAAAACACAGACAAAAGAAGAGGUGAAAACAGAGGAGGUCCAGAAAGAACAAAAGGAGCAGGUGACAGUGGAUUAUAGGAGACUACAGCCAGUUGUUCUUGAGCAGAGAGCAGCAGAGCCUCAAACAGACAAAGAGGAUGACUGGUUUGUCAUUUUAGAUGGUUCUCCUAAAAGAUCAGUGCCCUCUGUUGAGCUGUAUGAGGAGAUCGGAGAGGAGGUGAUCCAGGGAAGAGUGAGAACAGAGCAAAUAAAACAACAGCAGCAGGUGAGAGUAGAUGAUGGAAGACCACCGACAGUUAUUCUGGAGCAGAAGACAACACAACCUCAAAGAGACGUGGAGGAUGACUGGUUCAUCAUCUUUGAUGUUUCUCUUAAAGGAUCAGUUCCCAUGACUCUUUCAAGUCCAACUGCAAACCUGUAUGAGGAGAUCAGAGAGGAAGUGAUUCAGAGCAGAGCGAGAACAGAGGAGCAAGUGAUUGAAGUGAUGACCGUGAUCACAAAAGAACAAAUAAUAGUACCAGAGAAGAAGAGGACAAGCAUCGUACAAGCCCCACAGUUUCCAGUCGUGCCCAGAGACAUUGAUGACGACUGGUUUCAGAUUUUUAACAAAGUGUCGUAUGAGCAGGAGAGUUUCCCAUCAGAAGUUCGUGUUGUGUCUGUGCUUUCUUUGGAGGCUGAAGAAAAGAGUUCUUUGGAAAGACGGAGAAAAGAGGAAGAGCAGAUAAAACAACAGGAGCAGAUGACAGUGGUUUAUAGAAGGCCAGAACCAGUUAUUCUGGAGCAGAAGGUAGCAGAGCCUCAAAGAGAUGUGGAGGAUGACUGGUUCAUCAUUUUUGAUGUUUCUCCUGAAGAAUCAGUGUCCUCGUCUCUACAGCUGCGAGGUCCAGCUGUCGACCUGUAUGAGGAGACCAGAGAGGAGGUGAUUCAGAGCAGAGCGAGAACAGAGGAGCAAGUGAUUGAAGUGAUGACCGUGAGCGCUAAAGAACAAAUAAUAGUACCAGAGAAGAAGAGAACGAGCAUCGUACAAGCCCCACAGUUUCCAGUCGUGCCCAGAGACAUUGAUGACGACUGGUUUCAGAUUUUUGACGUAGUGCCUUACGAGCAGAAGAGUUUCCCAUCAGACGUCAGAGGCAGAGAUUUUGAGGUCCGUGAACCCAUCAAAGACCAGAGAGUCGUGAGAGUGGUGGAGGAGCAGAUGAGAGAGAAAAGACUGAUCACUGAAGAAAAGGGAGUGAUCAUUGAUCAGAGAGCUGACAUCAUUCAGCAGAUGAUUCCUGUCGGGGUUCGCGAAGUUGAUGAUGACUGGUUUGAGCUUUUGGAAGCAGCACCUCCUGAGAUGAAGAUCAUCCCUUCAGUUUCGGUGGCUACUGAAGAGCGCAGGAUGAAAGAACAGGACGACAGAAGAGUGAGACAGCAGCAGAUGAGAGUGAGAGAGGAGGAGGAGGAGGAGAAGAGACUAAGAGAGCAAGAGAAGCGAAAACAGGAGCUGGAAUUAAGAAGAGCGCGAGCAGCUGUUUCUGUGAAGACAGAAGCACAGCCUCAGAUCGAAAAAGAUGACGACUGGUUUAUUCUUUUUGAUGUUUCACAAAAAGAAACAGUUAUCGCAGAUGUUCUGAAAGUGGACAAGAGGGCUGAAGGAGAGAAGAGGAGAAGCGGAGAAGAGAGGAGGAAGCAGAUAAAAACAGAGGAAAGAAUCAAAAAAACAUCUGUACCAGAGAAAAAACCAGUACAGCUGCAGACAGAAGUGGAGGAUGACUGGUUCACACUUAUGGGCAUCUCUGCUAAAGAUUACAUUCCCACUCCUCGACCCACUCCUGUUAUUUCCCCAGUGGCUCCACCCAAACCCCGCCCACAGAUCCCAGCUGACCAACCGCUCACAUCCACUCCGACCGCACAACCUGUGUCCAUUAAAAAAACCUAUCAGGAGAGGACCAAAGACAUGUGGAACAUCACACUGGAGUCUGAGCAAUCUGCAACUGAGUCGGUGCUCAUGAGGAAGUCAAGGAGAAGUGAAGGAGAAAGCAUCUAUGUUCGUCACAGCAUUCUGAUGCUGGAGGAUGUUGAUGUGUCCCGUGAGAUGGUUUUGAAGCACUAUGCCAGCAUUUCUGAACUUAAGCGUGUCUUCAUGGAGGUCAAGCAAGAAUUUGGACCCACUGAAUGGGACAGACGUCUCUCAUCGUACUCAACUACUGCCAAAUCUCAGUUCCCGCAUGCCAGCGAAGACAUACUCAUGAGAAUGGGCUUAAUUGAAGAAGAUGGAAAAACUGUCUCAGUUCGCUCUCAAGAGAUAAUAUAUGUGUGAUUUCCAACAGCUUAAACAUAUUAUUUCUAUGCACUUGCAUAUAAUCAACUGCUGAAACUUUCAAGGAUGUGAAUAUGUCGAAAAAGCAAAUGUGUGUUUUAUAGAAUAUAAUUUUGUUAUAAUUUACAUAUCUGAUAGUGGAUCCUUAUACACUUGUAAUAAUUUGCGUAGACCUUCAGACUAAAAAACUCAUCUCAGGCUUAAAUUUGGUUUAUUUUAACUGCUUACACCUAUUUAGUUAUAUUCAAAAGGAAUAAAAGCAUCAUAUGCA
Molecule: messenger RNA, 4752 nt
Organism: Puntigrus tetrazona (Sumatra barb)
Lineage: Eukaryota; Metazoa; Chordata; Actinopteri; Cypriniformes; Cyprinidae
Gene: epb41b
Product: erythrocyte membrane protein band 4.1b
Biological process (GO): cortical actin cytoskeleton organization
Cellular component (GO): cytoskeleton; plasma membrane
Molecular function (GO): cytoskeletal protein binding
Source: RefSeq, a predicted model, not a curated record